GCGCUUCCGCGAGGGCUUCCUCCUGCCCGGGGCGCCGCUGGUGCUGGUGGGCGUCGUGGACCACUGGCCGUGCCUGCGCAAGUGGAGCGUGGAUUACAUCCGGCAGUUGGCUGGCAACCGCACUGUCCCCGUGGAGCUGGGAGCUCGUUACACUGACCAAGAUUGGUCCCAGAAUCUCAUGACGGUUGGGGAAUUCAUCAGCCAGUACAUCGAGGAGGAGAAUCCCAAUGGGUACCUUGCUCAGCACCAGCUUUUUGACCAGAUCCCAGAGCUGAAGCAAGAUAUUGGCAUCCCAGAUUAUUGUUGCCUGGGCAAAGAUGAUGAAGAGGAGAUCACCAUCAAUGCCUGGUUUGGUCCAGCAGGGACCAUCUCACCUCUUCACCAGGAUCCACAACAAAAUUUCUUGGUCCAGGUGAUGGGGCGCAAAUAUAUCCGCCUAUACUCUCCUGAUCAGUCUGAAAAACUCUAUCCAUAUGAUAGCCACCUUCUUCACAAUACCAGCCAGGUUGAUGUGGAAGACCCCAACUUAGUAAAAUUUCCUAAGUUCAAAGCAGCUGCAUUUCAAGACUGUGUCUUGAGCCCUGGACAGGUUCUGUUUAUCCCAGCCAAUUACUGGCAUUAUGUUCGAGCCCUAGACACCAGCUUCUCUGUUAGCUUCUGGUGGUCUUAGCUUAUGUUGAGAACAGAAAAGCCCUUUCGAGACAAAGAAUCGGUACAAACAUGAGUGCCACGGCCGAUCCCAGAAAAGCACACCCAUCCAAAGACUGAACAGCCUAGCCUUCUGGGCCCUUCUACAUGCAAAUGCAUCGGAAUAACAGACUUUGCAAUGUUCCGUCCCAAGUUUAUUUCUCAGUAGAAGAUCUCAUGUCACUCACUUAAGCAAGUCAUCCUGCAGAGUCCCAAAGGGGUUCUUGGGUGAGAUAUGCAAUGAAAUCAAAAGCCCCUUAACUGCUCUACAACUCACAAAUUCAGAGAGGAUGAGUGAUGCUGGCAGCAAGAGGCAGUUAGUUGUCUUUGGGGAGAGGCAGGGGCAGCCCGCUGGAGUAGCUUUUCUCAAGGUUCUGAGAGGUAUCCCAGUUGUGCUAAGCGGAAUAGAGCCCUGCCUAUGGUAGCUUCCUUCAUAAAAUAAAGGAGAAAUGUUGAGGACAACACUCCAAGCAGUAAGAGGCAGGCCAGCAGCCCAGGUACCAUUCAAAGCAAAAAAAAAAAA
Molecule: messenger RNA, 1210 nt
Organism: Python bivittatus (Burmese python)
Lineage: Eukaryota; Metazoa; Chordata; Lepidosauria; Squamata; Pythonidae
Source: RefSeq, a predicted model, not a curated record